Symsagittifera roscoffensis is the source of this 1226-nucleotide messenger RNA. RefSeq lists its product as uncharacterized. The record is from RefSeq and is a predicted model, not a curated record. Lineage: Eukaryota; Metazoa; Xenacoelomorpha; Acoela; Convolutidae. Bases 1 to 1122 code for a protein of 373 amino acids. The transcript is spliced from 5 exons.
AUGGCAAAAUUUCACUGCAGGCGAGAACUCGUCGCAAAUGAAAAUCAGUCACGGUGCGUGGACAACCCGCGCGACCCGGGCAACUGUUCGAUAAUCUACGAGGAAUGCAAGAGGGGUUUCUAUGGUAAGUACUGUGACAGCACCUGUGCCUGUGAUUCAGACCAGUUCUGUGGCAGACUCACCGGAGAGUGUCUGGACUGCGACAAACACGGCAAAAACUGUGCUGCUGCUUCGGAUGAGCACAGCCACAUGAAUAUAAUCAUAGUAGCCAUCGCAGUCAUCUGUGCAGUCAUGAUCGCCCUCAUCUUGCUCUUCAUCAUGAGGAGGGUCAUCGUCCAUAGACAGGACACCAAGCACCAGAGGUCAAAGGGCGCCGCCAGACUCAUGCUCAACCCAGAAGAGGUCAUUUUCCACCGUGAUCCAAUCACAGGUGUUCCACAAGCUUAUUGCACUAUUGGUCCAAGACGGAACCUAGAGGGAAGCACUAGUAUGGGGGUCAACUUGGGCUCGCCUUCCAGUUGCAGUGAAAAAGACCAGCAGCCGAUGCGGGUUGCACUGCCACCCGAGAUGAACUUCCGGGGAUACUCCACAGUGCCUCACAAAAAUUCAUAUGGGGAUAACCUUAAGGGUCCUGGCCAACGAGUCGAGUUGCCAUAUAUGGUACCUGUCGUCUCUCGAAACCCAUUCCAGCAUACAGUUCCAAACGAUUACUCACUCGACAAUCCUCCGCCGUCGGCGAACCUUCCGUCGAGCAGUCACUACAACCCAUUUACCAACGAACCCAUAAACGAUGCUCGAGCAAGUUACGAUAGCGGAACAUACGAGACCAUAAGAGACGAGAACCUAUACGAAGAAAUGAACUACGCCUCGCUAUACGAAACCGCGGAGCCUAAACCAGGCUCGGUCAAGUUUUCAACUUUACUGCAUAGACCAACGGAGCCUAGCGUGGCCACGCUGUCGCGAGAUACAUACGGGAACAGUAAUAAUACGAAUGCAAGCAGGAUGUUGUCGUUUAUGCCGAGGAGUGAGAGUAGUCAUUCGGAGCACUACAGGUCUCCGUCCGAUACAUAUGGUGCUCAAAUGGAACUAUAUGGCAGCCAAAAUUCAGAAACAUAUUCUUGAAGACAAGUUAAUUCAACACUUUAGUAUUAGUGAAGCUAUUGUAAUUGUCACUUUGUGAUUUUAAUGUUAACUCACUUUCAAAUCAAAUAUAUUUUUGUGACUUA